Dufourea novaeangliae is the source of this 1116-nucleotide messenger RNA. Its product is annotated as ADP-ribosylation factor-like protein 13B. Gene Ontology annotation, biological process: non-motile cilium assembly; receptor localization to non-motile cilium. The transcript has 9 exons. The record is from RefSeq and is a predicted model, not a curated record. Gene Ontology annotation, cellular component: ciliary membrane; non-motile cilium. Gene Ontology annotation, molecular function: GTP binding; GTPase activity. Lineage: Eukaryota; Metazoa; Arthropoda; Insecta; Hymenoptera; Halictidae. The coding region runs from base 1 to 1116 and encodes 371 amino acids.
AUGGGGAAUUGUAUACGGAGUUUACUGAAAAGAUUACAAAAGAGGAGACUCUCCGAAAAAAUCAUUAUUAUAUUAAUUGUUGGCCUUGAUAAUGCGGGUAAAACAUCUAUUUUGAAUCGCAUAAGCGGCGAUUCAGACAAAAAUGUAUUACCUACAAUAGGAUUUCGAACAGUUUCUUUAAAGUACAAAUCUUAUACAGUCAAACUUUAUGAUAUUGGUGGUAAUUCCCAAAUCAGAUCCUUGUGGACAAAGUAUUACAGUGGUAUACAUGGUCUUAUAUAUGUGGUGGACGCUAGUGAUAUUUCCCGUCUUACAGAAAAUAAAGUUGUAUUUGGUGAAUUAAUUUCACAUGAAUGUAUUUCAGGGAAACCAUUAUUAUUGCUUGCGAACAAGCAAGAUGUAAACGGAGCUAUCGAUGAGUUAGAUCUCGUCGAAAACUUGGACAUAGAACAUGCUGCUAAUACUAUGAAAUGCCCCACAAGAGUGGAAAUAUGUUCAUGUAUAGAGGGAGAAAGUCAAUUAAAAGAUAGCACUAUAGGCAUCAAGAAUGGAUAUAAGUGGCUAUUGGAUACAAUAGUAAGAAAUUACAAUGUAUUGAACAAUAAACUUAAGGAUGCACAAAAUAAUCAAACAGUAAGAAUGACUGAAAUACAAGAUACAGUAUCCGAUACAUCAUCAAGAAUAUCAAUUCAUUCCAAUCCAUUUAAACCGAUCAAAGAUUUAGUCGCGAAAAAGGAAGAAAUUCUGCCAACAAAUGUUUCACACAACGGGGUUGUUGGUAGAAAUAAGUUAAACAAAAUAUUCAUGCAUAGAAACAAGACUGCUCCACUUACCACUGAAGAAUCAGUUAUUGAACUUGGUGAUGUGUCUGGAAAUUCUAAGCUUGCUAGUAAGAAUUUCGAUGUCCAUGAGAAUGUUCAAAAUCUUUCACAAACGUUAAAUCCAGUGAUACUGAAUGCAUUCUCAAAUACAGUUACGUCGAAAUCAAAUCGUCCAUACACAGCGCCAGGACGUUCACAACAUUUUUUCAAUAAAGUAACAGUAAUUAACAUCCCUGGACAAGUAACACAAGAAUUACAACUUUUGCAAAAUAUAAUGGCAGUUUCCAUAAAGUAA